This is a messenger RNA of Daldinia decipiens, 3213 nucleotides long. Its product is annotated as glycoside hydrolase family 47 protein. NCBI's taxonomy places the organism in Eukaryota, Fungi, Ascomycota, Sordariomycetes, Xylariales, Hypoxylaceae. The coding region runs from base 231 to 3047 and encodes 938 amino acids. The record is from RefSeq and is a predicted model, not a curated record. Gene Ontology annotation, molecular function: calcium ion binding; mannosyl-oligosaccharide 1,2-alpha-mannosidase activity. Gene Ontology annotation, biological process: carbohydrate metabolic process; N-glycan processing. The transcript has 3 exons. Gene Ontology annotation, cellular component: endoplasmic reticulum; Golgi membrane.
GAUCACGCCGUAAUAGCUCUAGAUCUGCUUGAUCUUCUUUAGCGAUUCUUAUAUAGUUUUCGGACGAAAAUGAUAGAAUUGAUUUUAGGUUGAUGCUCGUCGUCUUUGCGCCCUUCCUCGCUAUUCUCCGACUUUGCGCGAUCAAGGCGUUGGCUUGAAGGCUCGAGGGCCUUUCGUCUAUCCUUGCCCCGCCUCCCAACUGCUUCUGUAUACCGACUGCAACCGUGGAGAUGUUCCGCCUACGGAGAUACCGUUACUAUGUCUUCUUUGCUGCCAUUAUCGUAUUCUUGCUAUACCGUGUUUCCCAGAAUAGCGAUCAGUGGGAGUCGGUCUCGGCGUCUAUUCCCUAUAAAGCUCCGCCGGCCAAGUCGUCCCCCGAACAAGGCUUCGGCACAACCAACAAGCAAUCUCAGCAACCUCUCCCUGGUAAGAGCGGGACCAGAUUGUCGGAUGGUGAUAGUGACUCAACACGUCAAGGACGGGAGAAGACGGGCGAGGAUACCAACGAGGUUAAGAUCCCUAGCUUAAAACCCACCAUCAGCGAAGAUGUUCUCAGCAAAUUCGAUCCUUCUACGGAGACCGCGACGACGGAUGCCGGCAGGACCAAAGUAGUCGUAUAUGAUAAAGAUGGUGCUGCGAAGACCACUACCGUCCCGUUGAUCGAUAUACCAGAUAAGAACGUUGGUCAAGGUGCCAAGGGUAAAGGCGUCCACGGAAAACCGGGCACGCAUAAAUCCAAACCGGAGGGCGAACCAACUAAGCACUGGAAGAAGUUCCCUGAGCAUUUCCCCGUCCCCGAAGACGAAAUAAUCCCUCUACCAACCGGGAAGCCCAAGCCUAUCCCCGCGGUCCAAUACGAUUUCGAUACGGAGUUGCCCCAAGUUCGGGAGAAGCGUCUAGAGCGUCUCGCUAAGGUAAAGGCAGAGAUGGUGCGCGGCUGGAAUGGUUAUAUGACCUACGCUAAAGGGCAUGACGAAUUGAGUCCCGUAUCUAAGAAGUUUCGCGAUCCGUUCUGUGGCUGGGCCGCAACUUUGGUCGACGCGCUAGACACGUUAUGGAUUAUGGGCAUGAAGAAGGAGUUUGAAGAGGCUCUUCUCGAAGUCGAGAAGAUCGACUUUACCACAUCCGAACAUCGCUCCGAAAUUCCUGUUUUCGAAACAACCAUUCGAUAUCUUGGCGGGCUAAUCGCAGCGUACGAUGUCAGUGGCGGUAGAGCUGGAAGAUACGAUAUUCUUCUCGAGAAGGCGCUCGAGCUCGCCGAGAUCCUCAUGGGCGUCUUCGAUACGCCGAACCGCAUGCCUAUUCUGUAUUACAACUGGAAACCAUCAUCCGUGUCGCUUCCUAAGAGGGCCCAGGGAGCGAGCGUUGCUGAACUAGGCUCUCUCGCCAUGGAGUUUACUCGCCUGGCGCAGAUCACGAAGGAGAACAAGUACUAUGAUGCUGUAGCACGCAUCACAGAUGCCUUCUACGAAUGGCAGGAGCGAGGAACCGCAAUUCCUGGUAUCUUUCCAGAGCAUAUAGAUGCCAGCGGCUGUAAUAGAACCGCAGAAGCUAUAGUCGCCGCCCAGGAGGCCGAAGAGGAAGAGCAGCGGCAGAUUGCGCUCCAGAAGUCUAGCUCCGAUACUGCUAAGAGUAAGGCUGUCGAAGUGGACGGUAGCCAAAGCAAAUCCGGUAAGGGCGAGUUUCAUGCCUUAGAAAGCCGCUCUCAAGUGGGAACGCCUAACGACGAUGGUACCAAAUCAGUGAAGAUCGUAACAAAUGGCGAGGAGAUAUACGCGCCGUCGGAGAAGACAGCUUCUCCCAAAAGCGAUAGGGGAAAAAGUAGUACCGUAUCGCGGGGUCAUGUGAACGACUCGGAAGAGCCCAAGGAAAAGGGUAAAUGUAUUCCUCAGGGGCUCACUUCCGGGUCGUUCUAUUCCAACCAGCAAUACAGCAUGGGCGGAAGUCAAGACAGCACGUAUGAAUAUUUUCCCAAGCAGUGGUUGCUCCUUGGCGGUCUCGAGCCUAAGUACGAGACCUUGCAUACCAAGGUUGCCGCAGCCGUCAAGAAAUGGCUACUAUUCAGGCCCAUGGUUCCUGAUGAUCGUGACAUCCUAUUCUCUGCUAAGAUCAACACCCGAGGGAACCCAGAGACCGAUGCCUCAACCGAGUGGGAAGUCACCCAUCUCACCUGCUUCCUCGGAGGAAUGUUCGGUUUGGGCGGGAAGAUCUUCAAAGUGCCGGAAGACGUAGAGAUAGGAAAGAAGCUAACCGACGGCUGCGUAUGGGCUUACGAAAGUACACCGAGCGGUAUCAUGCCCGAAGGAUCCACCGUUGUCCCGUGUGCCGAGGCGAACAACUGCCAUUGGAACGAGACUCUCUACUGGCAAUGGUUGGACCCUCUUCACGAGACGCAUGACGAAGAGGUUAUAAAAUUUGAAAAGGAACAAAAAGAGCGAAAGGCCAAAAAGUUGCAGAAGACGGAAAAGGCGACGAUGAAGGGGCAUCCGAAUCUCGGUACGGUGGCUGAAGGGACGGAUGAAUCGGGGAGUGUUGGAAUUCAUAAGAGAGCACCCCCUCCACCAAUACGCGGUUCGGCGGAUGACACAAGUAGCGAAGGCUUUCAAACUCCUCUCCAGCCGGAAGAAGAUGACAGCGAAGUUCCAGAGCCAAUACGCCCGCUAUCCUCUAAGGAGUACGCAAAGAACCGUAUUGAAUCGGAUAACCUCCCACCUGGUUUUGUCAGUGCCAAUUACCACGCAUAUAUCCUCCGACCGGAAGCCAUCGAGUCCGUUUGGUACAUGUACCGCAUCACGGGCGACAGUUCCUGGCAGGAGAAGGGAUGGAAGAUGUUCAAUGCCAUUGUUGGCCAAACUCGGACAGAGGCUGGUAACAGUGCCAUCGAUAAUGUCUUGUUGGAGAAUCCCGUCAAAACAGACGAGAUGGAGAGUUUCUGGUUGGCUGAAACGCUGAAAUAUUUCUACCUGCUAUACUCAGAUCCCAACCUGAUCAGCUUAGAUGAGUGGGUGCUAAAUACGGAGGCGCAUCCUUUUAAGCGACCCGUUUGAACGGGUGCCUAGGCAAUAUACUCAAGAAAUCAUCGUCUUUUCUUUUUUUUUUUCACAUAGAAUACAAAACCACGGUAGGUCAGCGGUGAGAAGUCAAGUUUGGCUAGGUUUUGGUUAAAAGUUGAGCAUUCGUUUGCUGGAUACUCUAUUCUACGGGAGUCGUGGA